AUGUCGUGGAUUCGCUUGGAGGCGGCGAGUGGCCUACGCAUCAUGGCUCCAUCCUUCAGCCCGCCGCCACGUAUGGAAGGCAUAGACAAGUUGUUCAGCCGCCCCAUUCACGCGCGCGCAUUUCACUGUUUUCGCAGUUGCAACGUGUCAGACGAAAGUGACAGCAACACCAAUAACGACGGCGUCAGAGUUGCGGUGGAAGUUCUCGUGCUGGUGCAGCGGCAGCAGGUGGGCGGCAAACUGGGGGAGGUGUGCAUCGCCGUCGGCAGCGCGGCGGCCACACGAAGUGACUUGGCCGUCCUACUGGAGUGCGCCCUCGAGGCGGUGCUGCGCAGCAACAACGACGGUACACGCCUGAUCCUUGAUGCGCUUUGUGCACCCCCCUCAGUGCUGUCCACGCCCUUUUCCACCACCGCAGCCGGGGCGGAGGUGGCCGAGUACGACGGACUUCCAACGGCAAAGUCGUCACCCGCGCACGAACGACGCGUGGGCGGGUGGCGCGCCGGUGAUGUGGUGCCGUCCAACAGCAAGCGGCGACGUGACACGCGCCGCGUCGCUGUCAUGAUGCGACGCAGGGCGCUCCUAUACUUUGUCGGCCAGGACGUCGUUCCCGUCAGCCUGCUAUUCUGCCGCGUGUCAAGCACGGGUCCUGACGGCUGCACGUCAAGUACUGCCGCUGCGCAGCAGAACCGCAAAGACCUCCAGCCCCUUGCGAAAUCUGCGGCGUGUGCGUGCAGGUGCCUUUUGGGCGUCCUUGAUCGUACCCUUGUGGCUGCCUUCGACGUUAAGGACAAUACCAAUCAGCUUCUCUGGAGCGGCGGUGAGGCGGACAAGCCUCCGCUUGUGGCUGCUUUUUCCACGAGCGGGCUCCUUUUUGGCUCACCGUCGUUUUUUCACCUCACAGAUCACCGCGACCGUCUCUUCUUGGCGGCGGUGGCGAUGGAUCGGCUGAGCCGGUGGUCCAUAGAGCGAGACACAUCUACACCAGCAUUACUUGUGCACGUGUGUGAAUUGCUUCUAAGAUGUCGGAAGGAGGGACUGAUGAUGAAGUUCGUUUUUGUUUCGGUGGGAAGCGCGGUGUCCUGCGUCUUGGGCUUCCUGGCGGUGAACGAGGGUACCCUGUGGAGUGCUGAGACGUGGUUGCAGUUUGUGAAGACUCACCUCGCCACGCAGAGAACUUCCGUGAUGCUCAGUAAUAUUAUAGAAGCCGAAUAUGAUGGCAUUGAUGACGAUGAUGGUGGCGCUGUGGGGGACGCUGUUGAUAUUGAACCCAGUGGUAAAGAAAAUGUGGGCGAGUUCACCCCACACCUACUGCUCUGCGUCGCGUCGCUUCAUCCUACGCCGUGGUUUCACCGGAUCCUUCACGAGAUGCACCGGGUUGAGGAAUCAACUCCGAAAGCCGCCCUCAUGGGCGCAAACGGUACGAGAAGCAAGAGCACACCUCAUUCCGCAGGUGUGUCAUGCAAUUGUCUGCCACUCUUUGUGCGGCGUACCAAAAAAGGAUCGGCACCGCGUCGUUUUAUUUGGCACACUGAUGCAGCCGAUCUCCCGCUGGACAUGGCGUGGUGCGUCGCCGCCAGUCAUAUUGUCAGGGCGGAGGCGGAGGUCUGCAGCAAGGGGUACGCAGCAGGGCACCACUCUCUCUUUUCAAUGCUCUGUGACACUGCUGAGGACCACGGAUCGACGCAGCGGUACGGUGUCGGCUGGUUUCAGCAUUGCUGGCGCACUGCGUCGUGUGCUAGAAACGCUGGUGACGACCACAACGGCAGCGGUGUGGAAUGCUAUAGUGGCUGUUCCCACUCUAGCACGGCCCAAGUGAACCCAACAAAGUUGCUAUGUGGGCUCUCCUCCAUUGGUGGUGGUCCACGUGCGUCGGUACAUUACGAGGUGAGGGAGCGAGGCGGCUGCUUUCCGAGUCGCAGACCCAAGGUUUCGGCUCACACCGACGACGACGCACCCGUGUUUACGUCGCAGGCAACUGUCUUCCCCUAUUCACUUCUGUUUGAAGAAGAUAACGGCAACGGCCCCGUACUGGCGGAAGAAGUGGAUGAGGGGCGGUGGAUGACGGCUUUCUACGCCGUCGGCCGUCACUGCAUGAAGGGCGCCUCACGUGAGACGUUACUGCAGGAAAUGCUUCUAGUGGAGGGGGACCAGGCUGAGCGUGAGGAGAAUGUUGCCGAGCUGCUAGGGCAGCAGCAUCGCUCAGCAUCCAAUGACGAAUCAUUCGCUGCCUGUCGUCAGGCGGCGUGCUGCGUCCUGGAAGAGGUGUGGCGCUACACUACUUCAUAG
This is a messenger RNA of Trypanosoma grayi, 2289 nucleotides long. RefSeq lists its product as hypothetical. The record is from RefSeq and is a predicted model, not a curated record. NCBI's taxonomy places the organism in Eukaryota, Euglenozoa, Kinetoplastea, Trypanosomatida, Trypanosomatidae. Bases 1 to 2289 code for a protein of 762 amino acids. The transcript has a single exon.